GUAAACCCAGAUUUUAUUUCUACUAAAACUUCCGAGUGAUCAUUACUUAUUGUUUUAUGUUUUGUAAAAACCUGAUAUCAUUACUAAACAACAUUAGUUGUUUGUACUAGUUAGAUGGAAAAUUCAUUGCACUAAUCACGUUUAGUAGAGAUAACUCGGUAUGUUAACUUUCAUAAGAAAGGGGCAGGGCUAAUUCAAAGUCCUGGACGAAGCAGCGUCAGACAUUGCGUCAACGGCACUCCAAACGUGGCGGGACUCUCGACAUUGGCAGCAUAUCUUCACCGAGAAGGAAAGUCACUCCAAGUGGAAUGGUAAGUAUAAAAUAAGUGUUGUAGCCUAAUUGUCUUUUUUGGAACUUUUAAUACCCAAACGCUUAGAAAUAACUUGAUGAUGCAAUGUUAGUGUGUGAAUUUAUGCAAAUGUUAACCCAUACUUAUGCUAACAUUAGCUAAUGUCCACCCAAAAUAGUGUCAGCUAGCCUAAAUGGUGAAGUUAGCUUAGUGUUAGCAGUCUGAGGACCAACUGUAUUAUUGAUAUUUCUGUCAUUUUGUGCGGUAUAAAAGCGAUUCAGACACUGUUGUGGCUGAGAGAUUCGCUUCUUUUUAAUACAUCCGCCAUUGACGUUUCUCAGCACACAUUGAACAUGAGCAAAGUGGUGUAUCUGUGAGUCCCUGCAUUGGGACAAGGACACAUCACCGUCGUGUGGGCUCACAACCUAACCUAAAGCGACACUGUGGCAUGACCGUGGCGGACACUUGGUCCGACCAGGUUCCCGACCGCCGUGGGGAGGGGAAGGGGGGCGCUCUGAAGUCGGGCGAACGCAGCAAUGAUCUCUGACCAAUAUGGUGAAUAAUAUGGUGAAUACAACGCUGUUGGGCUGCCCGGAGCCGCAGCAUAACCUCCGUAUGACCUGCUGCAGCUUAGAGGGGGAGAGCAGGAGGCUGCUGCAUCUUUAGCUGUGAGUUUACCUGUGAUGUUGUUUUAAUCAUUUUAUGCAGUUUGUCAGCCGAUGAUUUGGUGAACCCUCUUACUAUUAAAACAUCAGCUGCUGAUGAGAAGGGAUGGCGAGUUAAACUUUCUACAACGGAGGUGUGUCGGUGAUAAAGCUUCGUAAAAGAUGAGAGAAACGGGAAGAGACUAAAUUCAGACCAAGUUUUUGAAGUUGGGGGAUUUUUCCAAAAAGAUAUCAGGUGUAUGUUUUUUAUUACCACGUCUGCUGUGUGUGCUGUGAGUCUCUCUCUCUUAUUCAGUAACUACAAACUCAGGUGUGGGAGUCACUGUGUUACAUGUUCAUCCGACAUAUAUUUGAAAAGAUAUCAAGAUUGACAUGAAACUAAAAGCUGAUUAAUUACUUAAGUGAGUUGAGUUAAAAACAAUGAUGAGAUUUCAAAAACGCACCUCAGAGAUUACAAGACUACCUCAUGAUUUCCAUUUAAAAAUUUCAGAAGAAGAAGACCCUCUGACCCCCAUCCCAUUUGAUGAUGUCAAAUAAAUAUUUAUGAUUUCCCCACUGCAAGUAAAACCCAAUCCUAUGGAAAAACACUGAGUAACAACAAUGACAAUAACAACAGUGACAACACAAACUAACAUUAAUUGACUUAUUUUGCUGACAAGCCUUAUCAAAGUAAACACACCAUUGUUGUCAUUUUAGUUCUAAAUUAAUUAAUGCAAUAUAAUAUGGUAUAACACUAAUGCCAAGUUAAAGCAACCAAAACAUAUGAUCCAUUAUAGAGCAGUCAUGUCAGGUGGCAAAGCAAUUUGCUUAUAGAUCUGAUGUCAUUACAAUAAUGGUGAGUCAGCAGGUGCUGCUGUCUAAUUUAAGUAUCAAAUGUUUUUCGUGGCUCCAUACAGAUUUUUGUGUGUAUAAAUGACAAUGUGCUUAAAGGUAAAAUGAAAUAUAAUAAUAUUUUUUUUAAAAAACAGCUGAACUAUUAGGCAAAAAUGUGAAUUAAACUUCAACAUAUUUGAAUGUCUGGCCCUCAAGGUGUCUGUUGACUUUGCAGCAUGUAGGCUGAAAGUAUUAAAGUCACUUUUUCAGUUAAGCCCCUUUAUUGGGCACACACACUAUAGUAUUUAAAUAAAGUAGGCUACUUGAUUAUCAAAAUAAUUGCAUUGGAUUACCUUUCGGUAUGUAACAGUGACAUUUUUGAGCUAAAUGCUCUCUUGUUUUUAUUUUUACAGAUCCGUGUGCUGUGAGGAUGAUGUGGAAGUGCAAAUAUUGCGAGUAUAUGUGUGAGAAAAGGGGUUACCUUUUAAAACAUUAUAGAUUAAAACACGGAAACUAUGGUAGAACUGUCACAUUUCCCUGCUUACACCAAGAAUGUGUGUGUACAUUCAACUCCAUUAAUGCACUUAAGGUCCACUUAGCAAAGAUUCAUCAGAAAACCCAGGGUACACAACUGAGUGAAACUGCCCAAGUAACCUUGCGCUGUCUGUCAUGUGAUUUUUCUGCACCCUGCACUGAAGCAGUCUUUCUCAGUCACCUGCGCAAAACACAUUUGAAAGUAAAACACACAGUUCAGUGUCCGUAUAAUGGAUGUAACUUUCACACUAAUGUGUAUUCCACAUUUAAUGCACACAGAAGUAAAGAACACAAAACACACACCUGGAGGAUGUUCAGACCAGAAAUAUUUUCUAGUAGUGUAACUAAUGAAACAGCCCAAGAAGAACAUGAGCCUCCAAAUGUCAGCACUGAAUUAGAAGACAGUGAGGAUUCUACCUAUGAAGAUCUUCAUGAUCUAGAGAAACAGUUGGAGCACAACCUAGCAGCUCUUUUUUUAAAGAUGCAAACGGUCCUUCACAUUCCUGAAAGUACACUGCAACAUAUCAUACAACAGCUUUUACAGAUGUGUGAACUAUCCCAGCCACUGCUGUAUAAUGCAGUCAAGAACAUUCUGAAACAACAUACAGAUGUUGAUGAUUCAGUUGUGGAAGAGUUAGUCAGGGCUGCUGCAAAGAGCAAUCUCAUCAUGAAAUUCUGUGGCAAGGAUGGCCCCUUAUCUACCACAAAAAGGAGAGCAGCCUAUGUGAAUAAAAACUUCACAGAGGUUAAACCAGUAGAGUACAUUAUUGAAAGAGGAAAAAGAUCUAGUGUUGUAUAUGUUCCUCUGCAUCCAAUGCUACAGAAGAUGUUGAAUAGGGCAGACAUUUUGGACAAAGCUCUUCACAUCCAGAAGCGUGUGCAACAUGAGUACAGUACAUACAGAGAUGGCUCAUACUGUAAUGACAAUGACUUCCUCAAAGGGGAGGAAUUCAAAAUCGCUCUUGGACUUUACACAGAUGAUUUUGAAGUGUCCAAUCCUUUAGGAACAUCUAGAAAGAAACACAAAAUGACUGCAGUGUAUUGGGUGAUAGCAAAUGUGCCAUCACAGUACAGAUCCACACUCCACUCCAUUCAGCUUGCUCUUUUGUGUAAAGUCUCUGAUGUAAAAGAGUUUGGCUACACUAAAAUUCUCCACCCUCUCAUUCAAGAUCUGGCUUCUUUGGAGCAACAUGGUGUAUAUGUUGAGAAGUUAGGAGAAUGUGUCAAAGGUACUGUGUUAUAUGUGGCUGCUGAUAACUUGGCUGCACAUUCACUGGCAGGAUUCUUUGAAAGCUUCAUAGUGGACAGAUUCUGCAGGUUCUGUAUGGCUACAAGAAGCGAGAUGCAAGAGAAGGAGGUAAACUCGGGUGCUUUUGAACCCCGCACUAUAGACACUCACAACCAGCAGGUGCAGGAGGUAAAGCAGGAUCCCACUUUGGCUAAACGGUAUGGUGUAAAAGGAGGGUGUACAUUGACUGACUGUCUGGAGCACUUUCAUGUUGUUCGUGGGUACCCCCCGGACAUCCUGCAUGACCUUUUCGAAGGCAUUGUUCCUGUUGAGCUGUCCCUCUGCAUUUCAGACAUGAUUUCUAAGAAAUAUUUUACCAUAGAGACACUGAACCAUGCCAUGAAAACUUUUGAAUAUGCCUUUCAUGACAAAAUUGACCAGCCUCAGCCAGUUGCCCAUGGCUUCUCUACCAAAGGAACCAUAGGUGGCAAUGGACAUGAGAAUUGGGCCCUACUCAGGCUGCUCCCACUCAUCAUUGGCCAUAAAGUACCUGAAGGAGACAAUGCGUGGAACGUUCUGCUGCUCCUAAAAGACAUUGUUGAGUUGGCUGUGGCAACAAAGCACACUGAGGAAUCUGUACAUUUCCUUGAUUGCAAAGUGUCAGAACACAGAGAACUGUUGCAAACAACAUUCCCAGAUUUUAGAUUACGACCAAAACACCACUACAUUGAGCAUUACCCUGAGAUGAUCAAGGCAUUUGGUCCACUUUCAGAUGUUUGGACAAUGCGCUUUGAAGGAAAACACAAAUUCUUCAAACGGGUCAUUCGUAAUGCCCACAACUUCAAAAAUGUGGCUCUUACAUUGGCUGUUAAACAUCAAAAAAUGAUGGCUUACUAUUUGGACACAAGUUUAUUUUUCAAGCCAUCAGUUGAAAUGGACAAGGUCACCACAGCAUCAGUCACAUCUUAUCCUGCAAAUAUCCAACAGGUUUUCUGCCAGAGAGCUCCUCAGCUUGCAUCAGUUUUAGUUGCAUCAUCAGUCUAUGUAGAUGGAAUUAGAUAUUGUGCUGAUAUGAUAGUCUCUGCUGGUUCAUGCUCUGGCCUCCCUACCUUCAAGCAGAUCAAACAGAUUGUGGCAAUCAACACUGAGAUCCUGUUUGUUUGCAGUGAGAUGACUGCAUGGUACCAUGAGCAUUUGAGAUCUUUCGAACUCAUCAGUGAGAGCAGUAACCCCCCUCUGUGUGUGGUGCAACUGAAAGAGCUGAAUGAUGCUUUCCCUCUUUCAGCAUACAGAUAUGGCAAUAACUUAGUAGUGACCCUCAGGCGCUAUAUUCUGUGUUAAGAAGCCACUGUGAUUUCUGCAAUCAGUCUAGGCUGUAAUAGAACAUUUUGUAGCUUUUUUUUUUUUUUUUUAGCUCAUGUUGAAAUUUAGAAUGACACAGUUCCAAUUUAAUUUUAUUUACCCCUAGGAUCUCAAUGGAAAUCAACAUUUUUUCUUGUAAAUUUGCGAGUGUGAUUUUUGAGAAUUCCCAAGUUUUUUUUUUUUUACAGAUUACUCAUAGGUUGGUCCAUAAAAUGGUAAUCAGUGUUUAUCAAAGCCCAGUGUGACAUCCUCAAAUAUUUCGACUUGAAAUCAAUUAUGAAAAUAAUUCUUGAUGAUACAUUGCACCUCUACAUAAACACUAAAAAAAGUGCACUGAACUUAAGCAAUCAACUUAUUAAUCAACCAUUUUUGUGAUGCACAUAGCAAUGACUCAGCAAUUGACUGUGCUUUUGGAUAUGUAUAUUUCUAAUGACCUAAUUUUUGUUUCUAUUCCCAAGAUGACUACAAACCCGAAGAUGACCCUGAGGGUCAUUCUAACAGCGACAGAUAUACGAAAAGUAAUCCUAAAUACAAGGCCUACUACAGUUGAAGAUUUCAUUAGCAAGCUUAAAGAAGCACUGGGACUUCAUUAUAACUUCAGUCUUCAAUAUCAAGAUCCUGAGUUCAAUAAUGAACUAUGCAAUCUGACAGAUACUGAAGAACUUCCCGAAAAACCAACAGUCAAAGUCAUCCCUGUCCUUGAGAUGGUACCUGCCUCAUCUGAUGAAAUCUUCAGUCACACUCCCAGCACAGCAGAUACAGAGAUACUCUCACACUCAUCUCAGGAGCGACAGAAACAGUGGCCAGAAUUUUUUGAUAUCCCAACCUUUUCUGUUGAUGUAGAGUAUAGACUUAGGCAAGCUGAUUUGCUGUUUAUGAGUGAUGGUACAUACCUUAAAGUAUCAAAAGAACUAAAACAUGAGAUCCUUGAAAGAUUGGCAGAGAGCAUGUAUAGCUACACAGCAUACCCAACUGCUGCUCAGUUUGAAAGUGUUGCUGUAGCACUGAUAAGCAAGCACCCUUGUCUCCAGGAGCGAGGCUCAACCACUCGCUGUUGUGGUUGGAAAAAUAGUCUCAAACAUAAAAUGGCUAAUUAUAGAACAAAACGUAGGCAAUCAGGAUGCCUAGAUGUUGCAGUAAAUGCCGGUAAGCGAGGAAGACAUACAGCAGAAGGACAACCAGCUAACAAGCGUAUCAAGAAAGCAAAGAAAGGUGAAAUCAACUACUUGCCCAACUUUCUUGAUGGAUUUGAUCAGGCAGCCCUGGAGGGAGUCUGCAAAGACUUGGUUGAUGAAAUGCAGAAGAGAACACCAAAUGGACCUCUUGUGAAAAAGAAGAUGGACCAGACGUUUGCUCUGAGAAGAAAAGAGGUGGUGGACUCGGAACCUGCAAUAAGCACGAUGGUGAAACGCUGGCCCGCCCUUUUCACUGAAGAUGAGGUGUUCAUGGAGUUCAGCAGGAUUGUGGGCAAAAACCUCAAGCAGGAAUUCUAUGAGAGCAUCGAUCGGCACAGUCCUCGUCUCCUCGAGAUAUUUCGAUCCAAGAGAGGGAAUAUCGGGCAGUUGUUGACACAUAUGUCACAACAGACCAAUACCACAGAGCCAACUGCAAUCCGGACACAGGUGCUCAGAGGGCUUCCUAUCAUCCUUGGGGAUAACCCCACAAACUUCUUCAAAGUAGGCUUUGAGUCUGAUGAUGAUGAUUGCUUUCGUGACCUCGACAUUGGGAUACUUCUCAUUGAGCGUGAAGGUACUGUGUUUACAUCUUCCCUGCAUCUCAGCCCUGCCUCGUUGAAAAUCAUCAUUGAGGGACAAGUUGUGAUGGACAACAUUCAAGAUCUGCCAAACGCAAUGUGCAUUCUGUUUGGACUCACAUAUGCACUCCAUCUGGACUACCCAAAGACUAUGAAGCUCACAUUUCAGUUCAUCCAACAGGUAUUGCUGUCAUUGGGCCACACUGACCUAAAACCAAGGCUACAGACUCUGAAAAAUCAGCUUGAAAUGUAGAACAUGUGAGGUCUACUGUGAGAAGCUGUUGACUAAACAAGCAAAACAGUCUCUGCUGACCUGUCCAGUAAACUAGACAGACACACAAAACACAAACAUAUGCACACAAACAACACAGACACAUAAAAUACCACACAUACAGCACAGCACAUACACUUAAAUGCUGUAGGAAGCAUUUUGAAAUAUGUUGCUUUUGUGAACGUUAAAAUGUUCUGGAGUUGCAGCAGAAAGACAAUUGUUUCAGUUCUUGUUGCAUCAUCAGUCUGUGGAGAUGGAGUUAAAUAUUGUGCUGAUCUGCAAGUCUCUGUUGGUUCAUGCUCUGGCCUCCAGACAUUUAGGCAGGGCAAAGAGUUACAAUUAACACUGAGAUCCUGUUUGAAAUUUCUGGUACAUUUGAGUGGGGGUUUCCUGCGAAUUUGAAUUUUUCUAUGGACUUAACACUUUAACCUCAAGGGACAUCCAUGUUGUUUUCUUGUAAUUUUGUGACACAUUCACACACACAAACAACACAGACACAGACAACACCCACAGACUACUUGGACACAUACAACACAAACAAUCAACACAGGCGCACACAACACAAACACUGAAUUGUUUCAAUGAUUAGAAAUGAUUUUUUAUUUUUCUAUUUACAUGUGUUGAUGUUAAUCUGAAGUUUGUCAAUACAAGUUUGGCUGUGUUUUGAGUGUUAUGCCAUUUUUCUUAAAAAAUAAAAUGCAUUUGAGCAUUUA
This is a messenger RNA of Acanthochromis polyacanthus (spiny chromis), 7629 nucleotides long. Its product is annotated as sterile alpha motif domain-containing protein 3-like. Bases 5267 to 6898 code for a protein of 543 amino acids. Lineage: Eukaryota; Metazoa; Chordata; Actinopteri; Pomacentridae. The record is from RefSeq and is a predicted model, not a curated record. The transcript has 4 exons.